This is a messenger RNA of Rhagoletis zephyria (snowberry fruit fly), 5161 nucleotides long. RefSeq names its product PGC-1 family member spargel (gene srl). Gene Ontology annotation, cellular component: nucleus. The record is from RefSeq and is a predicted model, not a curated record. NCBI's taxonomy places the organism in Eukaryota, Metazoa, Arthropoda, Insecta, Diptera, Tephritidae. Gene Ontology annotation, biological process: positive regulation of transcription by RNA polymerase II. Gene Ontology annotation, molecular function: RNA binding; transcription factor binding.
AUGUCAAAAACGUUUCAAACAACCAAACACAAGUAAAUUAACCACCGUUGCUGUCGUGCGGCCACGUGAAAAUUUCCUCGUUCGAGAGCCGUGUGUGUUGCCCAAAUGGAGGCAAAUGGUUAAAAACAAAAAAUAUAUUCCAGCAAAUAAGUGUAUUAUUAAUAAAAACAGUGAAAUUAAGUAACGAAAAUCGGUUCUUGUCGCCGGUAUGUGAAUGCUUUGUGAGGUUAAAAUCGGAAAAAAGCUGGCGCGGAAGCUAAGCACAAGGCAAAAGUAAGAAGGAGCACGUUGUCGAUUUGGCAUUAACCGCGUGUGAUAUUUUGAAAACAAGGUUCUUAAACAUAAAGAGCGAUAACUAGAAAGUAUUCAUGAUCAAAUACAACAUAACUGGACUACAAAAGUUUGUUGACAAAAAACAAUUCGCGACAUAAUGGAUUCACGGCUCUUGAACGUAUUUCACGAUGAUCCGUUCGACGGUAGUUAUACCCAACUCAAUGCGGAUUUUUGGUCCGGUGGGAGCGAUACAAUGGGCCAACUCACAGAGACAUUGAAUGGAAUUCUACCAAUCGCUGCGGAAGCAGACCAAAAUGCAGAUAUUUACAGUAGUACCACAAUGCUCGAUACCGAAGACCAUUUCCGGAUAACGAAGAAAAUAGAUUCUGCAACGAAUCUACAAAAUGAUGAAUUGCUAAUUUAUGAUGACUUUACACAGCAUCAACUGCCAGCAGAUGGAGCAAUUGAAAUUAUAACUGUUGAUCCUAAUUCAUUAGACUCCGACACAGAUCUGGAUACCGAUGAUACUGACGAUGAUGAUAUCGGUAAUGAUAAUGAGCUGAGUGAAGAUCAUGGUGGAGAAUUCGACGACAAUCAAAGUCAGUAUAGUGAUGCAACAUUUCGCACACGUACUGAUAGUUCUUCAAUCGGUGACUACGAAUCGCAUACGAGUGACUAUGAUGACAGUUCUGAUGACGAGGAAACUGCUGGUGAUAACAUAAAUAACCAAUGUGACGAUAUACAUACAAGUAAUAAAACUGAAGCGCUUUUGUUGGGAAUCGAUCAAUUACCUGAUUUAACAGCGGGUCUGUUAGCUACUGAUGGAAUCGAUGUGAACGGUGAAUUCCAUCUACCCCUGGAAAACGUCAUAGCGGGUGGUAAGAAUCGAACUAUGAGCACCAACACCAUAGGUUCGGAUGUCGACGUUAAUAAUUUCGAUUUAGCAGAAUUUAUAACAAACGAUAAUUUAUCCUUAAAUGUUCCUAAAGAGAACUCAAAAAUGAAUAGUAAAUUGCAAACUAAGACAAUUGUUCACACAAAAAUGUUACCAAUACCGGUUAAACAGAAUUUAGAAACAGAUUCUGACGCUGAUUCAGAUGUUAUUGUUGAUAUAGAGACAGUAGAUGUAGAUAAUGCGAAAUCUUUAUGGGAUAUUGCAUCUAAAAGUUUCGUUAAAACAAAAGAAAAUGGUAAUAAUGAUGUUAUAUACAAAGAUAAUGUCAAAGAGGAUCCAUCAUGGAGUCCCAAAUGUGCAAAGAAACAAGAUACUACAGCGAAAGAGGCAAAAACACGGUCAUCUACCACAACAAAUACUUCAGAAAGUCAAACUACUAGUAAUCCUCAAAAUGCACGCAAUUUUACUAUAAUACCCAGCAAACGUCAAUGUGACAUCCUUAAAGGCAAAGCUAGCAAUGGCAAGAAUAAGUCAUCUUCAAAGCAUAAUCAAGUGAAAUCUAUGACGAAAAAAGGACCAGAGAUUACAACAGGAAAUGUCCAAAAAGCUGGUUCACUUACUUGCAGAGUUGGUGUGGGUCAAAGUGGCAAAAAUUUGGUCCUGCUAUCACAAAAUUCUUCUACAUCUGAAAGCAAAUCACAAACUACCAAGACUGCAGGAAUAGAUGAGAAAAAGUUGGUGACACUAACAAAUACUGUACAAGAAACAAACAUUGCAUUAAAAGAAAAGAAAAACGAAAAAUUAGUGGAGCAUGAAAAAUUAUCAGUUAAGCGAAAACUAAAUUUAGAAGAAUAUAAACGCCGACGUGACAAAGCUCCACCUGGUCAGAAUGAAGGCGUUAACGCAGCAACCGAAAGCCAAUUAAACAAAUCUGCAACCCAAAGCAUGCAAAUAAAACACAGCGAAGAGGUAAAAUCUGUUGUUAAGAGUUUGAGAAAUCAAGCUAAACAGAAAACUCAAACUGAUCCUAUAACUGAGGCUAAAAAUAAGGUAUUGCGCAUGCAGGAGUUGAAACGAGCACAACAACUGAAGAUUAUAGAUUCGACAAUAUCUGCGAAAGUACCGCGUGUCACAAAACUACCACCACUUAAGGACAUUGUAAAGGACACAUGCUAUGCUGAUAAUACCCAAUACAAUCAAUCUGCGGCUAAUACAAAAUUACAUCCAGAUUAUGAAGAACUAAUUAUCGUAUCCGCUGGCAGUAAUACGGAUAUUAGUAUACCACCACUUAAUGUAUUACCUAUUAAUACUUGUGAACGUUCACUUUUGAAGUCAUCAGCGUUGUUAUAUAAUAAUAUGCCAAAGGGAUUAACCUCAAGCAGUUCUUUGAUUGCCAGUAUACAGGACGUUUUUGUACAAAAAGUGGUUGGUCCUGAAAAGACCAGCAUUGCGAAUGGUCCUACAACGUCGGUUACGGAGAAAACAAGAAAACAGGGAGAGCAACAUGGCGAGGAUAAAGUCAUUAUGCAUUUGCGUAAGGAUAGAAUAGGACCGCGCACCGUCAGCGUUGGCAUACAAACUGACUUACAACCAGGAUUUGCUCGUUUGCCAAAAGUUCAGCUAAAAAAGCGUUUACAGCGAAAUUAUCGAAAGCAUAGUGGUAAAGGCGGUUUAAAUGAUUCCGGUAGUGAUACAUCAUGCGGCCGUAGUCGCAAGCGCAGUCGUAGUCCAAUUAAUCGAUCACGCAGUCGCUCAGGUGAUAGCUUUGAUUCGUCGUUGGAACAUACAGGAGUUCGCCAGUGUGACAAUGCUGGUGGCUAUUCUUCGCGCAGCAGCCGUCGGCAUCGCAGUUCCAUUAGCUCGUCUUAUUCCGAGUCUGGACGCGGGUCACGCAACACACAACGUCAAUCGCGCACAAGCUACAAAAAGCGUUCGACGAAAUAUGCUCGCGAUUCAUCAGAUUCGUCGUCAUCAUCUUCAAACUCGGAUUCCUCUGAUCGCAGUCGCUGUCGCAGUCGCAGUCGCAGCCCUUAUUAUCGACGAUCUUACUCGAGAUCUCGCUCGCGGUCACGUUCCAUUUCACGUGCAAGCAAUCGCUUUAGAAGGCCAGGCGGUCAUAAAAAUUUCAGCAAUAUAUCACAACCAGCUGUUGAAGAACGCCGCAUAGUGUACGUCGGACGUAUUGAGGAGGAAACCACCAAGGAAAUGCUAAGGAGAAAGUUUUUGCCUUAUGGCAUCAUCAAACAAAUUUCUAUUCAUUAUAAAGACACUGGCAUGAAAUAUGGGUUUGUCACUUACGAACGAUCAAAAGACGCCUUCACAGUAAUAGACAGUAGCGCACGUGAUCCCGUUAUCAACAUGUACGAUAUCAGUUUCGGUGGUAGGCGUGCUUUUUGUCGUUCUUCUUAUGCAGAUUUAGAUAAUGCUGGAAUUAAUACCUAUCAUUCGGUUGUGUUUCCCAAAGUAGAAGCACCACCUAAAGAGGAAGAUUCAUUUGAAGCUUUGCUGCAGAAAGUAAAAGCGAAAAUGAACGCAAAUAAAGCAAAUUCAGCAACUAAAGCCUGACGUCAGCCAUGGAAAACAAGCGCUACAUAUUGUCUUUCACUGCUGAAUUUCACAUUUUAGUCGCAUCAACCUUUUUAUAUUUACAUUCAUACUUAGCUUAUCGUAUGCAUUAAUAAUUCCAAAUGGAACCAAUGUUAUAUCAAAAUAUCAUUACUUCAUUUUCUACAAAAAUGUGUUUGUAAUUAAGUUUGUAUAUAUAUCUUCUUAUGAAUUGCUUAAUGCAUACUUAUACGUACAUAUCAUUGCUUCAAUAAUGCAAUACAGCUAAGUACUGCUGAUUACUUCUCGCCACAAUGACAUUAGAAGGAGAUUGAACGCGCAUGAUAUGCAUUAUUGGACUGAAAGUAAAUAUUUAUGUAUGCUAAUUUCAAAAACAAACCAACUUGAAGGAUGCGCUUUUUAUGUCUCAUUGUAUAUUGUUAACUAAAAUGGAAUGUGAUAAUGGAAGCCACAGUCAUUGAAAAUAAUUUGAACUGCUUAAAAUCAAAACAAAGGAAAUACCCGCAUAAGUUACUUGCUUAAAUAUAUAUGUUUGUUUGAAUAGAGAUAACUUAAUGAAUUUAACAGAUAUAGAGAAGAGCAUGAUGGUAUGUAUUAAUUGUGAAUUAUUCACAUUUAACAAACAACAAUUUUUGUAAAUUUUGUACAUUUGUAAACAAGUAUAAAAUAUAAAUAAAUAACAUUAAACUACACUGCUACAAAGGAGUCUUGUUCAAACUAUUUACAAACGUACAAAUGUAAAAAAGGAAAACGGACGACGAAUUAAACUGUUGAUAUACAUUUUUAUAUGUAAAUAUAACCCUGAUAUUAGUUGUAAUAGAACACACUUUUUAAAUUUCUUAAACUCAAUUUCUACCUACCUGCUUGUAUUUUAGUUAAGUUAAGAAGAUACGUAUAAUUUGUUAGUCAAAUAAUUUUGGAAGUGAAUGUUGAUGCAUAGUUUGCCUUCGAAUAGGCACCAAUAAACAAUACAUAAAUAUGAAUAAACUAAAAAAUAAUUGGCUUUCUAAAGAACAAGAAUCUUGUUGCUUACAGAAAUACUUUCAAUGUUAUGAUUAUUAAGUGAUAUAUUUUUAAAAAUUAUAAAAAAUCAGAAAAGUACUUGUUAAAUUGCUGAGAGAGUAUCCGCUAACUAUGUUCGUGGUAUGCCAAAAGUAAACCUACUUAAUUGUUAUGCAGAUUUUAUAUUCUUCCUUUUAAUAAGCUACAAUUGAAAGACUAGCAAGCCAUCAAAAUGAAUAUGUUAAACACAAAAAUGUGUGGCUAUUUCAGAUAACUGACGGCUACAUAGUACAUACAUACAUAUUUAUUUAUAUUACCCCUUUAGUUACGUUUUUUUUAAUUACAUCUUCUUAAAUUUAAGUUUAUGCGUUUGCUUUAUAUAGAGUUUGUGUUAAAUAAACUGAAAAGGAUUAUCUAAAAACCAAC